Molecule: messenger RNA, 2992 nt
Organism: Aspergillus sclerotioniger CBS 115572
Lineage: Eukaryota; Fungi; Ascomycota; Eurotiomycetes; Eurotiales; Aspergillaceae
Product: chloride channel protein
Exons: 7
Coding region: 90-2672 (860 amino acids)
Biological process (GO): chloride transport; transmembrane transport
Cellular component (GO): Golgi apparatus; membrane; early endosome
Molecular function (GO): voltage-gated chloride channel activity
Source: RefSeq, a predicted model, not a curated record
CAAUCGCGGAGAAUCACUAUUCAUAGGCACCGAGGCCGUCGUUGCUUGGGAUGCGACUUGACGCGUCCCUAUGAUACGUACUAUCCGCGAUGUCAAUGAGACAACCGGGGCCCCAAACAGAUGCCCAGUCAUCGCUGACCCAGCCGUACAGCGAUGAUGAACCACAACACCCCGGUGUACCUUUAAGCGGAGAGCUGCGUGAGCCGCUCUCCUUCAAACGCAAGCAGAAACAGCGCUCUAGAUUUCGCUUUCCCAACCUGUUCUCGAGUAGUGCUGCCGAGUCUGCGACAAAUACUGGGUUUGGUUCUUUGUUUCGAAUUGAACAACCGUCGGACGAUAUGCAACCCCUACGGGAACCGGUCAGUGGCGAUGGAAGCAUGGCCCAUAAGGACUCGGGCUUCUUGGACUGGUAUGUGGAGGGCCCAGGGCGGCGAGUUGGCUAUGACGACCUUACGGCGAUCGAUUGGAUCUUUGAAUACACAAAAGAGCGUCAAAGAAAGAGGCUCCUCUACGCAAGCGGGCAGGGAAUCGUUGGAUAUCUGCGCAAGCUGUUGGACUCAAGUAAUGUUUGGAUCGUGUUAAUCGCUACAGGCGUCUUGGUUGGAAUCAUUGCGGCCUGCAUCGAUAUUACCAGUGAUUGGUUAGGAGAUCUGAAAACCGGUUAUUGUAGAAACGGCCCCGGGGGUGGCAGGUUCUAUUUAAAUCGGAGCUUUUGCUGUUGGGGACAUGACGAUGUCUCUGAAUGCUUGGACUGGACUCCAUGGCGGAAGGCCCUGGGAGUCUCCUCAUCGGGCGGGGGAUAUACGGUUGAGUAUAUCUUCUAUGUUCUUUAUUCUGUUAUUUUCGCGGUUUGCGCAUGCGUUCUGGUUCGGAGCUAUGCCAUAUAUGCGAGGCACAGCGGUAUCCCUGAAAUCAAAACUGUCCUUGGUGGCUUCGUCAUUAGGCACUUCAUGGGGCCUUGGACCCUCGCAAUCAAGUCCUUGGGUCUGUGUUUGUCCGUCGCAUCCGGCCUGUGGCUCGGUAAAGAAGGCCCCCUCGUCCAUGUGGCAUGUUGCUGUGCCAGUGUGAUAAUGAAGCCAUUUCACAGUCUUAACCAUAACGAAGCGAGGAAACGAGAAGUUCUAUCUGCAGCUGCUGCCGCAGGCGUCUCCGUCGCUUUCGGUGCACCUAUUGGUGGUGUCCUAUUCAGUUUGGAGCAACUGUCGUAUUACUUCCCCGACAAGACGAUGUGGCAAAGCUUUGUCUGUGCCAUGGUUGCAUCGGUGACUCUGCAUGCGCUCAAUCCGUUCCGCACCGGCAAUAUUGUCCUCUAUCAAGUCAAAUACACGCGCGAAUGGCAUCGCUUCGAAAUGAUUCCAUUUAUCAUCCUCGGUAUUGUGGGCGGUCUGUACGGAGCAUUCCUCAUUCGAUUGAAUAUGAAGAUCGCAAAAUGGCGACGGUCUCGCAAUUCAUCGCGACCGAUUAUUGAGGUGGCGGUUGUGGCUCUUUUGAGUGCCUUGAUCAAUUUUCCAAAUCUGUUCAUGAGGGCUCAGAAUUCGGAGCUCGUUCAUUCUCUAUUCGCAGAAUGUGGAACUGGGACUACCGAUGACCCUUUUGGUUUCUGCAAGACAGGCGCCGUAUCGGCUGGUACUGUUGCCCUCUUGCUCCUGGCUGCUCUUCUGGGCUUUUUCCUUGCCUCUUUGACCUUUGGACUGGAUAUCCCUGCCGGUAUAAUACUUCCGUCAGUUGCCAUCGGUGCGCUGUAUGGGCGUGGCCUGGGCAUGACCUUUCGGAUGUGGCAAGAAGCUUAUCCGAAAUUCUUCCUGUUCGGCAAGUGCGAGCCAGACAUCCCGUGUGUGACUCCUGGGAUAUAUGCAAUUAUUGGUGCGGCUUCAGCACUUGGUGGUGCCACAAGGAUGACCGUAUCAAUCGUGGUCAUUAUGUUUGAGCUCACGGGUGCAUUGACUUAUGUCAUUCCAAUAAUGAUUGCAGUUAUGUUGUCCAAAUGGUGCGGUGAUAUAUUUGGAAAGCGGGGCAUCUAUGAGUCGUGGAUUCAGCUGAACGAAUACCCCUUCCUCGACCACCGCGACGAUACGACUCCACCUGACGUUCCUGCCCACAGUGUUAUGACCACUGUGGAUGAUAUCACAGUCAUUACUGCUGUCGGUCAUACGAUUGAUUCACUUCGCAGCCUUCUCUUAGCAACGUCUUAUCGCGGGUUCCCGGUCGUCACCGACACAUCAAAUCCCAUUUUGCUGGGAUAUAUCUCGCGCAAUGAGCUUGCAUACGCUCUGAAGUACUCUACAACGCCUUCAGAUAGCGAAUUGUCCGGUGCAACGCAGGUCUUUUUCACCCACCAGCCAUUCGCAGAUCCUGCCGAAACCCUGGAUCUCCGGCCUUGGAUGGAUCAGACGCCUAUUACGCUCAAUAGCAAUACAACGUUUUUGAUCAUACUCCGGAUGUUCCAGAGGCUCGGUCUCCGCUACGUUCUGUUUGCUGACAAGGGUGUUCUUCAAGGACUGCUCACAAAGAAGGAUGUUUGGUCUGUGGUCAGCGGGCCAGCCUCUCAUCAAGACGAUACUUUGCAUGAGAGAACCUUCAAUCCUGGAAAUACGGCAGAGAGGGUGGGUUUGCUUGAAAGCGAUGAUGGGACCAGUCUUGCCAGCACCAUAGAAAGACGACAGUCGCUUUGACCCAGCUCCAGUCUGGUUGGCACACCACGACUGGUUUAGACAUCUACCACGAAUGUCGCACUUGGUGUCGACACAUACCAUCUACGGCCCAUAUCAUGUUGUGUUGUCGUAUAGAGUGAUACAAACAUCAAAAUAUGUAUGAUCUUCGGUAUUUUGGCGUUUACUGACCGUAUCCUGUUUCUUUCUUGCUUUUAAAGCGUGUGCAAUGCCGGAUACCUGGGGCUACGGCGGUACAGUUCUGUGGCUUGCAUUGUUCUAGACGCACAUUGUGUAUAUAGUAAAUAUCUUCGAAAGACUUAUUAGAAUCUCUAUAUAUCAUG